AUGACUUCACAAGUAUCAAGGUUGGACAGACAAGUGGUGUUGUUGGAAACAGGUUCCACUCAAGUGGUACGUAAUAUGGCUGCUGAUCAAUUGGCCGAUUUAGCUAAACAGCAUCCAGAAGACAUUCUUUCGCUGAUAUCUAGGGUAUACCCUUUUCUCCUGGCAAAAAAAUGGGAAACAAGAGUCACCGCGGCAAGAGCAUUUGGUGGUAUAAUGGCUCAUUACCCUAUUUGGGAGGCCGAUACCGACUCAAUAAAAACUGAAAGCAUACCAACAAUAAAAGAGGAAGAUUUCCAUAACGAUCUAUCUCAUAUGUAUUCUUUAGAUCAAUGGGAUAUGUCUUCGCUUCUAAAAUCUGGGAAAACUUUACUGGCGUCAGGUACAGAAGAAUAUUCUGUUGAUGAAGUUCCUACAAAAUCAUUAAAGACACAAUCAUCCAGUACUCCAAAUUCAAAUUCGAAUUCAAAUUCAAAUUCAACAGCUACCUCUAGUUCAGCACCUCCUGCUUCUAAAAAAUCUGCAAGAAUGAUGGCCAUGCAAAAGAGAAAACAAAGGAUGAAAUCAAAAACAGUAUCCCCUACUGCUCCAACAACAACUAUAACGUCAACAUCGAAUUCUUCGGAAUUUAAAAACCCAAAACUAUCGUUAAAGCAAAAAGACACUCCCUCUUCAACUUUACAGUCAGCCAAAAUUGCUAAAGAUAAAUUAAUAUUAGAAAAAUUUAUUGAUCAACAAAAUGAAACUUGUUGGCCAGUACAACCAAUUUAUGAUUUACUUCUGAAUAAUUUGAUAGAUGAAAAUUGGGAAAUUAGACACGGCUCCUCUUUAGGACUUCGAGAUUUAUUGAAAAAACAUUCUUCAUCCAUUGGUAAAUUAUCUAAUUUAAAUCAAGAGGAAAAUAAUAAAAGAAAUCUAAAGUAUUUAGAAGAUUUAGCCACAAGAAUCAUUACCAUCUUUACAUUAGAUAGAUUUGGUGAUUAUGUUUAUGAUACAGUAGUGGCACCAGUACGAGAAUCUGCUGCUCAAACAUUGGCCACUUUAAUACAUGAUUUAAAAGAUAUAACUCUAUUAACUAAAAUAUUUAAUUCUUUGAAAAUUUUGGUACUACAAAAUAAUCAAGAAUUUAAGAGUGAUACAGGUAUAAGAAAAAUUUGGGAAGCCACUCAUGGUGGGCUAUUAGGUUUACGUUAUUUUGUCUCUAUAAAGACUGAUUUCAUUUUACAAAAUAAUUAUUUAAAUGAUAUUAUUGAUAUUGUCAUUUAUGGUUUAAAUCAAACCGAUGACGAUAUCAAAAGUGUGGCUACUUCAAUUCUAAUACCAAUUACCAAUGAAUUUAUUAAUUUAAAUAAUGAAAAAAUAGAUGUGGUAUUAACAACAACUUGGGCUUCACUUUCUCAAUUAGAUGAUGAUUUAUCCUCUUCAGUAGGGUCUGUCAUGGAUCUUCUAUCUAAUUUGUGUCAACAUGAAAAAAUUUUAGAUAUUUUGAAAUUAAAGGCAGUUCAAUUCCCUUCGGAAUGGUCAUUUAAAUCUUUAGUCCCCAAAUUAUAUCCAUUUUUAAGACAUUCAAUCUCCUCAGUAAGAAAAUCUGUAUUAAAUUUAUUAUUAACUUUUUUAAAUUUAAAAGAUGAUUCUACAAAAUCUUGGAUUAAUGGUAAAAUUUUUAAAUUAAUUUUUCAAAAUAUUUUAUUUGAACAAAAUGAUGAAAUUUUAAAAUUAUCUUUCCAAUUGUAUCAAUUAUUAUUAAAUCAAUAUAAGUCAAAACAUACUGAAAAAUCAAUAGAUCAUAUAUUUAGUAAGCAUUUACAGCCAAUGUUACAUCUAUUAAAUACUCCAAUAGGUGAAAACGGUAAAAAUUAUAGUAUGGAAACUCAAUAUAUUUUAAAGCCUUCUAUUAAUUAUAAAUUACAUCCAGAGAAGAAAAGAUCUUUGUCAAAUCCACAAGUUUCAAUUUCAAAUCCACAAGAUUCAACUUCAAAUUCAAAUUCCGUUAAAGAUUCCUCAGAUAUACCAAUCCCGGAAUCUAUUCUAAAUGAACAUAUUAAUAUAGAUGUCCCCAUGAUUAAUGGUGAUAUUGCUCUGUUAGGUCCAGAAAUUAUUUAUAAUACAAGAAUCCUAGCGGCUAAAGCGUUUGGUUUAACAUUAUCCUAUUUUAAAUUCCAAAUAUUAAAACCAUUUUUCGAAAAAGUCUUGGUCCGUUGUUUGGAAUUACCUUAUGCAACUCCAAGAUUAUUAUGUGCAAUUAUAAUGUCUACAUUUUGUAAAGAAAUUAAAUCCAAAAAUAUUUCCAUCGAUAAAGAUAAUAAUAACCUAAUUGAAUUGGUUUCAAAUUGUUUUGGUCCAUUAAUGUAUGAACAAUUAUCAUCUCCUUCAACUUCAUUACCUUCAUUUAGAGAAAUUGUUCCAUGUUUAAAAGCUUUAAGAACUCAAUGUCAAACCCUUUUAACUACUUUUGUAGAUGUAGGUAUGUUACCACAACAUAAAUUACCAACGGUCGCAGUCAUCGUUCAAGGUGAAAAAGAUGCUGGUCAACAAGCUUUUAGUAUUGAAAUGGCUGAGAAAAUUUGUAACGAAUAUUACGAUAAAUUAUUUAAAUCAAUGAAUAACUCUUAUAAAUUAUUAGCCAAAAAACCUUUAGAAGAUGCAAAGAAUAGAGUUUUAUUCAACGUUCAAUUAGCUAAGGAAGCUCAAUCUUCAAGAACUUCAGGUAUAGUAGCCAACUAUUCCUCAGCUUAUUUAUUGUUCAAUGGAUUACCUACAAAAUUGAACCCAAUCAUUAGAUCUCUAAUGGAUAGUAUAAAAGAAGAAAAAAAUCAAACUUUACAACAAAUGUCAGGUGAUUCCAUAAUUUAUCUAUUAAAUCUUUUAAUUGAAAAUAAAAGAAUCAAUGUCUUAAAUAAAAUCAUUAAAAAUUUAUGUGGGUUUAUUUGUGUGGAUACUUCAGAAGUUCCGGAAUUUAAACAACAAAUCCCAUCGAAUAAUAAUCCUGAUUCAAUAUCAAAUGAUGAUUAUAUCUUGACUUUAAUCAAAGAAAAGACUUCAUUAGCUGUUCAAGAUGAUGCAAAUCUUUUAAGAAUGACUCAAGAAGCGCAAAUUAAAAGAAAAGGUGCUUUAUAUACUCUAAUGCAAAUUUUCGGAACUUAUGGUACCCAAGUAUUUGAUAAAAUUGAAUUUUUGAAAAAUCAUAUUUUUGAUCCACUAGAUAAAUUAAAUUCUAUUGCCAAAGAUGAUCAAUCAGAGAUAACUGAUUCUUUAGGUCAAUCAAUGGUUGAUUCCUUGGGCAUGCUAAGAGCUCUUUAUGGUUCUAUGGACAAGAAAUUCCAUGAAGAAUUUAUAAUUCCUUAUUUCCCCAUCAUUUUAAAAUUUUUGACUUCAAAAUUUUCUGUUUUCCGUUAUUCUGCUGCAAGAACGUUUGCUGAUUUUGCCAAGGCUUCACCUGUUCAAGUUAUGACUUUCAUCAUCAGAAAUGUUUUACCCCUUUUAAAUAAUGCUGGUUCUGUAAUUGAUCGUCAAGGUUCUGUAGAAUUGAUUUAUCACAUGUCUUUGUCAAUGGAAACUGAUAUCUUACCUUAUGUCAUAUUUUUAAUUGUUCCAUUAUUAGGUAGAAUGAGUGAUUCUAAUCAAGAUGUUAGAAAUUUAGCAACUACUACUUUUGCAUCAAUUAUUAAAUUGGUUCCAUUAGAAGAAGGUAUAAAAGAUCCAGAGGGAUUACCAGAAGACUUAAUGCAAGGUCGUGAAAGGGAGCGUGAUUUCAUUCAACAAAUGAUGGAUCCUUCAAAGGCUCAAGAAUUUAAAGUCCCUGUCGCUAUUAAAGCUACUUUAAGAAAAUAUCAACAAGAUGGUGUUAAUUGGUUAGCUUUCUUAAAUAAAUAUCAUUUACAUGGUAUUUUAUGUGAUGAUAUGGGGUUAGGUAAAACUUUACAAACGAUUUGUAUUAUGGCAAGUGAUCAAUAUUUAAGAAAACAAGAGUACGAAGAAACAAAAUCAAUAGAAUCAAGGCCUUUACCUUCAUUAAUUAUUUGUCCACCUUCUUUGACAGGUCAUUGGGAAUCUGAAUUCGAACAAUAUGCACCAUUUUUGAAAAUUUUAGUUUAUGCUGGUGGUCCCUCCGUUCGUGUUCCAUUAAGAAGUCAAUUAAAUGCCUCAGAUAUUAUUGUUACUUCCUAUGAUGUCACUAGGAAUGAUUCUGACAUUCUAUCUAAAUUGGAUUAUAAUUAUUGUGUCUUAGAUGAAGGUCAUAUUAUUAAAAACUCCCAAUCUAAACUGGCUAAGGCUGUAAAACAAAUAAGAGCUAAUCAUAGAUUAAUCUUAACAGGUACACCAAUUCAAAACAACGUCGUUGAAUUGUGGUCCUUAUUUGAUUACUUGAUGCCAGGUUUUCUUGGUACUGAAAAAUCAUUUCAGGAAAGAUUUGCCAAACCAAUCGCAGCUUCAAGAAACAGUAGAACUUCAUCAAAAGAACAAGAAGCUGGUGCAUUAGCAUUAGAAGCGUUACAUAAACAAGUUUUGCCAUUUAUGUUGAGAAGAUUAAAGGAAGAUGUCCUACAAGAUUUACCUCCAAAGAUUAUUCAAGAUUAUUAUUGUGAAUUAAGUGAUCUUCAAAAACAAUUAUAUCAAGAUUUUGCAAAGAAACAAAAGAAUGUCGUUGAAAAAGAUAUUGAAAAUCCAGCAGAAAUGGAUAAUAAACAACAUAUUUUCCAAGCUUUACAAUAUAUGAGAAAAUUAUGUAAUCAUCCAUCUUUAGUUUUAUCCCCAGGUCAUCCACAAUUGGCACAAGUAGAAAGCUAUUUAAAACAAACAGGUUUAGAAUUGCAUGAUAUUGUUAAUGCUCCAAAAUUAAACGCUUUACGCACAUUAUUAUUCGAGUGUGGUAUUGGUGAAGAAGAUAUGGAAAAGAAAUCUACAAGUUCCUUACAAAGUCAAUUAUUAAAGACUGAAAAUGUUAUUUCUCAACAUCGUGCUUUGAUUUUCUGUCAAUUGAAAGAUAUGUUGGAUAUGGUGGAAAAUGAUCUUUUCAAAAAAUAUAUGCCCUCUGUAACAUAUAUGAGAUUGGAUGGUAGUGUUGAUCCUAGAAAUAGACAAGAAGUGGUUAAGAAGUUUAAUGAGGAUCCAUCUAUUGAUUGUCUAUUAUUGACUACCAAAGUUGGUGGUUUAGGUUUAAAUUUGACUGGUGCUGAUACUGUUAUCUUUGUAGAGCAUGAUUGGAAUCCAAUGAAUGAUUUACAAGCCAUGGAUCGUGCUCAUAGAUUAGGUCAAAAGAAGGUUGUUAAUGUUUAUAGAAUUAUUACAAAGGCCACUUUGGAAGAAAAAAUUAUGGGUUUACAGAAAUUUAAAAUGAAUAUUGCUUCUACAAUUGUUAAUCAGCAAAAUAGUGGUCUUGCAUCUAUGGAUACAAACCAAUUAUUAGAUUUAUUUGAUGCCGAUAAUGUUCCAUCUCAAGAAUCAGAAGAAAGGCAAAGAAUGGCGCUUUACAAGUGGAUGAUAUUGCAAAUGAAACUGGUUUGA
This is a messenger RNA of Henningerozyma blattae CBS 6284, 5502 nucleotides long. It is a transcript of the gene MOT1, whose product is annotated as DNA-binding ATPase. The transcript has a single exon. Lineage: Eukaryota; Fungi; Ascomycota; Saccharomycetes; Saccharomycetales; Saccharomycetaceae. The record is from RefSeq and is a predicted model, not a curated record. The coding region runs from base 1 to 5502 and encodes 1833 amino acids. Gene Ontology annotation, molecular function: ATP binding; TBP-class protein binding; ATP-dependent chromatin remodeler activity.